Striga hermonthica is the source of this 237-nucleotide messenger RNA. Lineage: Eukaryota; Viridiplantae; Streptophyta; Magnoliopsida; Lamiales; Orobanchaceae. The record is from the annotation of a GenBank genome assembly.
AUGGCGACGGCUUGGGGUGCAUUCUGGGGAACCAGAGUACUGCAGAUAGUGAAGAAACACGAUUCCGGUGGCCUCCUAUGGAAGAGAAUCAAGCUCACGCCCACCCGCAAAGCUAACGCCAAAAAACGCCUCCGUCGUGUUUGGCAGAAUGAGGCUGUUUUGAGGGCAUGCUCCGAGCCGCCACCCCCAAAAAUAUCACAUUCGGAAGGUGGGAAGGUUGAUCCCAAGGAGAGCUAG